Amborella trichopoda is the source of this 1205-nucleotide messenger RNA. RefSeq names its product small polypeptide DEVIL 4-like. NCBI's taxonomy places the organism in Eukaryota, Viridiplantae, Streptophyta, Magnoliopsida, Amborellales, Amborellaceae. Gene Ontology annotation, biological process: negative regulation of cell population proliferation. The record is from RefSeq and is a predicted model, not a curated record.
UAUCUUUAACAACAAAUCAGACGGCUUGAAAUUUAAUGAUCGGUGAUUGUGAACUUAUCGCUAAAAAUAUAGGUAUAUGAUAGUAAAAAAAUGGAAAACUCAUAAUGAAGGUGGACCUGAUUGAUUGGACAGAUCCAAGACCGGAUGGGUAGAGGCAUGGAUCCAACUUUUAGACCCGACGGAUCGGGUCCGUGUCCCGCCAUUGCCACACCUAUUCACUCACCACUCCACGUCAUAAAACACAGUAUCUCUCUCUCCAGACGAUUACUUGGUUCUAGGAUCACCCAGCAAAAGAAACCGUGGUUGGUUGUGCUCCCCUUCUCUCUCUAUAUGUGUUGAGGCUCCUAUCAUCUAUCAAAGAUGACUGAGUAUUGGGUUCUUUCUGUACGUGUAUAGUGGGAAGCAGGGUGGGUACAGUUGCGGGAUGUAGAGGAGGCCAGAGCCAGCUCUCCCUUGUCUUCUUCUUCCUCUCUCUCUCUCUCUCUCUCUCUGAUUGACGAGUGUGUUAGUGGUAGAGACGCUCCUCUUGCCUGCGCUUUACUCGACCACUGCCUCUUCCAUGUCCUCCCACUCUCUCUAUAUAACCCUUUAAAUUGAACCCCAUUUCAAGGCUAAGAACCACGAAAUCAGAAGCCAUUGGAGGAGGAGAAAGAAGUCUAUUUCUCUAGUUUUUAGAGAGAGAAAGAGUGAAGUGUUAUGAAGAUGGAGGCUCAUCAGAUGCCAAAGAGAAGGUGGUCGAGCAGGGGAGGAGUUUUGAGAGAGCAGAGGGCCAGGCUCUACAUCAUCAGGAGAUGUGUUGUCAUGCUCAUCUGCUACCAUGACUGAAAACUCUCUCUCACUCUCAACCUAAUCCUCCUCCUCCUUGCUUCUAGAUUCCCGGCGUACCAUUAUUUUUACCCACAAUUUUUUAAUUCAUGAAAUACUCAAUCACUUUUGGUCUGACCCUAAUAAAGUGGGGAUUUGUGCAGCCCAUUGCAUUGGGCACCACAGUCAGUCUGGCUUAUUUUUCAUGACCUUAAGUACGUACAAUCCUCAAGCAUCUUUCUACUUCCAUUGUUUUCACUUUGUGUCUCUACCCUUAUGCACAUAAUAUAUACGUUAAGAGCUCUUUUCUUAAAUUCAGCUCUUUUCUGUAAAUUCAAUGGACCUAGCUUUUUAUGUAUCCCCAAAAGAGCAUAUAAUUUAUCUCUUUGAUUUUGAUGGAA